CCCGAGCUUUCAUUGCGGACGCACUCGUAUUUGCAUUUCAAACUAAUUUAUUUAUUACUGUUAAAGUUUUCAUUCACAAGUGGAAUUUUUUAUUUUUUAAAUAAAUAAAGUAUAUUUUUUUUUAUUAUAAAAAAAAAUUUUUACUUGGUGAAUAUUUUUAUAAUUAACCAGUGAAGUUAUCAAAUAUAUUUAUAAAUUCAGUAGCUUAGUGAAUAAUUUCCCGAGUUUUAAUUGACAAACUUUUUUGUAAUUAAAGUUGUUUUUAUUUGUGAAUAUACUUUAAUUAUCCGUUUUAUUUGACUUUAUUGUGUACUCUGACGAGUAUUAAAAAACUUUAUAUUGCAAAGACUUUUUAGUGACAUUUAUUUAACGCCAAGUGGCGCGAUUUGAAUUUCGAGUUAGUCCUGAUAUGUCAAUUCAGAUGACGACUGUAGGAAACGGCAAUAAUAGCAUGACACCUGUAGUAGUUAAUUCACGCCCCGACGACAUUCGGAAGCGCGUGAUAGGGGCGGACACUCAGACCCAAGAUUUAUCAAGAUGUGGAAAUGUUUUAAUUGGACUAUCAUGGGUGCUGGUUAUUCUCACCAUGCCAUUCUCACUUUUUAUUUGUUUCAAGGUGGUGCAAGAAUAUGAAAGAGCUGUAAUAUUCAGACUUGGAAGAUUAUUAUCCGGUGGCGCCAAAGGACCUGGAAUAUUUUUUAUACUACCCUGCAUCGAUGCUUAUGCCCGAGUGGACUUACGUACCCGGACAUACGACAUUCCUCCCCAAGAAGUGCUAACAAAGGACAGUGUGACUGUUUCAGUCGACGCAGUAGUUUAUUACCGAGUUAAUAAUGCAACUAUAUCGAUCGCUAAUGUGGAAAAUGCUCAUCACAGUACACGUUUACUUGCACAAACGACAUUGCGUAAUACUAUGGGUACGAGGCCGCUUCACGAAAUAUUGAGUGAGCGCGAAACAAUUUCCGGUAACAUGCAGGCUUCGCUGGAUGAAGCGACAGACACCUGGGGAAUUAAAGUUGAGCGGGUGGAAAUCAAAGACGUACGUCUCCCGGUACAAUUACAACGUGCGAUGGCUGCCGAAGCUGAAGCUGCUCGUGAAGCACGUGCAAAGGUAAUUGCCGCUGAAGGUGAACAGAAGGCUAGCCGAGCGUUGAGAGAGGCAUCAGAAGUUAUCGGAGACUCUCCCGCUGCUCUGCAGCUUCGUUACCUCCAGACUCUGAACACAAUAUCCGCGGAGAAAAACUCGACCAUAGUUUUCCCACUUCCGAUCGACAUGCUGACAUAUUUCAUGCGCGCAUCAGAAGCCGCUCCUAAAUAAGACUUCUAAAUAAUUUAUAAAUAAAUAGCAAUCACUCAGCACAUACUUGUCAUUUUCUUAAUCUGCUCGUCUGCCAUCCCACAUGUCUCGCACUGAUUCAACAUUUUUUAUUUUUUAGACGGCACCUCAUUAUUAUUAAAAACCAAAAUAUUAAUAUUUAUAUAUAUGUUAAAUAUUUAAAAUAAUUAUUUGAACGGAUUCUGUACGAGGUUUAAAAAUUGAGUAAAUAAAUCACUAAA
Molecule: messenger RNA, 1557 nt
Organism: Cotesia glomerata
Lineage: Eukaryota; Metazoa; Arthropoda; Insecta; Hymenoptera; Braconidae
Product: band 7 protein AGAP004871
Exons: 10
Coding region: 410-1318 (302 amino acids)
Cellular component (GO): plasma membrane
Source: RefSeq, a predicted model, not a curated record